GCCUGACUUAGGACAUCCAUUUGAUUGACUGCGGACAUUCAAGAUUGUUUUUACUCAGACAUGGUGAGCUUUGACGAUAUCCUGGUUGAGGUUGGCCCCUUCGGACGGGCUCAAAAGCGCAUUUUCGCUCUGUUGUGUCUGGUGUCUCUGUCCAUGGCCUGGACCUACGUGGGGAUAGUGUUCCAGGGCUACACUCCUCCUCACUGGUGCAGACAGCCCGGGUUGGAGGAGCAGAGGCAGACCUGUGGAUGGACCGUUCAGGACAGUGUGAGGAGGAGCGUGCCUCUGCUGAAUGAGUCCGGGGAACUCCAGCCCAACUCCUGUCUGCAGUACGAUGUGGAGCUGAACCAGAGCGCUGUGAGCUGUGAGCAGAGCCAGGACCUUGACCUGAGUGGGGCCGCUCUCACCAACUGCAAGAAUGGCUGGGAGUACGAUUAUGAAGGCAGAAAGUCCUUUGUCACAGAGUUUGACCUGGUGUGUUCAGACGGCUGGAUGGUGGACAUGUACCAGUCCACACUCAAUGUGGGCUUCCUCGUCGGCAGCUUUAUUUUUGGAUAUAUUGCAGACAGGUUUGGGAGGCGGAUUUCUUUUCUCUUAUGCAAUAUUGUCAGUAUGAUUUGUAGCGCAUCUAUUGCUCUGGCUCCUAACUUCCUGGCCGUCCUCGUGCUCCGGGCUGUCCUCGGACUGGGGAUCAAAGGCAGCUGGAUGACCUGCUAUGUACAGUUGACAGAGAUAGUGGGUUUGGAGUAUAGGCGCCUGGUGGGCAUCCUCUACCAGAUGGUGAUCAGUGUGGGCAUCAUCGCCAUGGUGAUGCUGGCCUAUUACAUCCCGGACUGGCGAUGGCUUCAGGUGGUCUGCUCGGUUCCAAGUCUCCUCUUCCUUUCCUACUUCUGGUUCGUCCCUGAAUCUCCACGCUGGCUCCUCUCCCAAAACAGAGCACCUGCAGCGCUGAAGAUCACCAAAAAAAUGGCCAAAGAAAAUAAGAAAAAUCUUUCAGUCAAGAACAUAGAGUCUUUUGAGGCAGUGACGGAUGAACCCGGAGACUCUCCUUCUGCAUCUUUCCUGGACCUGUUCAGAACUCCCAAUAUGAGGAAGCACACUUUUAUUCUUAUGUUCAACUGGUUCUGCAGUGCUUUGGUGUACCAGGGCCUGAUCAUGAGGGUGGGGAUCACAGACGGGAACGUGUACAUAGACUUCCUGAUCUCUGGUCUGGUGGAGUUCCCUGCGGCCUUCCUCAUCCUCUUCACAAUCGAGAGGAUAGGCCGAAGACUCCCGUUCGCUACAGCCAACUUUGUGGCAGGAGCAGCCUGUUUUAUCACUGCUGGUAUUCCUGACAGUAUGACCUGGCUCAAAACAGCAGUGGCCUGCAUUGGUCGUCUUGGUAUCACCAUGGCCUUUGAGAUGGUGGUCUUUGUCAACUCUGAGCUCUACCCCACAUAUGUAAGAAACUUUGGCGUAUCUGUCUGCUCCUCUCUGUGUGACGUGGGGGGCAUUAUCUCUCCGUUCAUCCUGUACAGACUGGCUGCUGUGUGGAUUGAGCUGCCUCUCAUCAUCUUCGGGGUCAUAGCGUGCAUCGCUGGAGGUCUGGUUCUGCUUCUGCCUGAAACUAAAGGUGUUCCUUUGCCAGAAACAAUUGAUGACAUAGAAUUUCCAAACAAGAAAAACAACCCUCAAAUGGAAAUGCUGAACCACGGCACAGACAAAGAAACAGAUGUUUGAAUGAGGAAUAUUUUUUAAUUAACUAAAGUUUAUGCUUUUGAUUUGUGUCAAUACACUGUACUUUUAUUGGAAAACUUUCACUGUGUACUGUGUUAAACCAAAGAUCUUACAUUUAAAGUGUAUAAAGAUAAGUCUAUACAUGUGCUAUUACUUUCC
Molecule: messenger RNA, 1875 nt
Organism: Boleophthalmus pectinirostris (great blue-spotted mudskipper)
Lineage: Eukaryota; Metazoa; Chordata; Actinopteri; Gobiiformes; Gobiidae
Product: solute carrier family 22 member 2-like
Exons: 13
Coding region: 61-1719 (552 amino acids)
Biological process (GO): transmembrane transport
Cellular component (GO): membrane
Source: RefSeq, a predicted model, not a curated record